AUGGAUUGGUGCGAUACUUGUUGUCAAUUCAUUCUACCACAGGAUCAAAUUCAAAGUUUAGGCCGUUAUUAUCAUCGAAAUUGUUUCUAUUGUGCUCAAUGUCGACGCCAACUUCAAGCAGGAAAACAUCUACAAUUAAAGCAACAAUUAUUUUGCAAUCGUUGCUCUAGUUCUAUCUUAUUGCAGCAAUAUCAUACCAGCAAUGAUCAAGACGAACAAGAGAUAGACGACGACAACAACCGUGGUGUUGUUCAUUGCAAUAACAUCAUCAAUAACAAUCAUUCUUACAAUUGGCAGGAUACAUCAGAAAGAGAGAAAAAUAAUGCUUAUCAAAAGCCGUCCUUAACCCAACAAAACCAUAGUCAAAUCGAUUCCAUCAAACAAAGAGUAGAAGAGUAUAACAUUUAUUAUGCUCAAAGUCAUCAUUUACAUUUAACCAUUCAAAAACAAAAUGAUAACAUGAUUGUCCAUGGACUUUUAAAAUUCUAUUGGCAUAUCCAAUUCCCAACACGUAUACUAGAUCAACAUACCACCCAUCUUAUUACUGAUUUAAUCGAUGUCAAUACAUCAAUUGACAACAACAACAAUCUUGACUAUCCUUCUUUCUUACCUCCAAUCCAUUCAUUACAACAUAUUCAUAUCUCAUCGAAUUUAUCAACCGUCAAUGUUAUCGCUUUACUAUUAGGCAAAAAUAAAAUUAUUCAUCAUCAUCAACAUUAUGGCCUUUUCCUAACUUAUCAUCAUGGCUAUACACGACAAUUAAAAGAGGAUGAAUAUCCACUCUUGGUACGCUUACAAGUUGGCCCUAGUGAUGAAGUAUGUAAAAUUGUGCUGAAAGAAAUGGCUCAUGACGAUCAACACAACAAAUCGAUAUCGCAAGAAGCGGCUCAAUUUAUGUGCUUUUCAUCCACAGAAUUAGAAAUUAUCUUGAAACAAUACCAAAUUGAAGAACAGCGUGAGUCGGAGAAAAUUCGUACCAAAUAUUCCAAGGAAAAAACCUUGAUUGAAAACCAAUUACAAUCGAUGCAAUGCAGCCUAUAA
This is a messenger RNA of Trichoplax adhaerens, 1041 nucleotides long. RefSeq lists its product as uncharacterized. The transcript has a single exon. Bases 1 to 1041 code for a protein of 346 amino acids. Gene Ontology annotation, biological process: signal transduction. The record is from RefSeq and is a predicted model, not a curated record. Lineage: Eukaryota; Metazoa; Placozoa; Uniplacotomia; Trichoplacea; Trichoplacidae.